AUGGAAAACGCGCCACCUCCGCGUAUAGGUUCUGCUGCCACCACUACUACGGCUGAAUACGUCGACGCGCAGGAUAUCUGGGUCUCUCCGCCCUCAACCCUACACUCUUCUUCUCGACACUCAUCUCGUGUCGUUAUUCCUCCGGUCUUUCCUCCCCGUCGUGGAUAUCACCGAGUGGUCUCGUCAAUGCGCAAAGUUUUCUCCCGCAUUAUAAGACGAACGCAUAACAGCGCUCGGCAUGGGGGGCCUCCGACAGUGACCUCCGCUGGGGAUGCAGACGACGGCUCGCCUUUCCAGAUCAUCCACUUUCGUCCCUCAAGACAGCCGUUAUCGCGGUCCACGAGCACCCAGCGUCCGCAUCUCAGUCAGGAGCUCGAGAGUCAUACUGGCGGGGAGACUUCAUCACAUGCUGAACCUUCAUCGAUCUCUACUCCCCGUGGUCGCUCCCGCACGCGCAGACAUGUUGCGAGCGUCUUGGGCGUGGACUCAUCGCCAUCUACGUCCGUACGCCAGCCCGCGCCCGUGCCCUCGGCUAGUGCCCUGUCAGCGGAUCUGACCGCCCUUCAAUUCCCACCGACGCGGUUGAGCUCUCAAUUUGCGACGCGAGCGACGACCCCGCACGCGUAUAGCUCGGAGCAGUUCCUUGUUUUCGAAUUAUUUGGCGAUCUCGCAUUCAUCGAUGUGAAUAACACAUACCAGGAAACGAUACGUCUUGCACGCAGAGCCUUUCCUUCGCUUCAAGACGUUCACGACGAGCGCGUGCUCUUCUACCUCCCUUGCGGUCCGGGACCGGGUGAUCGCGCUCGCGUUCCCGAAGAUGCAUGGGUCGGCCUCAUGCGACGCAUACCGCCCAGUGGGCGAGUAUUCAUCGAAAUCGCUCCUCCACCGCCCAAUACACGCAACUCUCAGCCUGAUCAAGCGCUGUUGAGCACGGGUGAUGACACAUAG
Molecule: messenger RNA, 948 nt
Organism: Peniophora sp. CBMAI 1063
Lineage: Eukaryota; Fungi; Basidiomycota; Agaricomycetes; Russulales; Peniophoraceae
Source: the annotation of a GenBank genome assembly